AUGUCUGGCAUUGGUUUGCGAUUGAUGUGGGCGAUGAUGGGCUAUUCUUGUGUUGUUCAUCUAAAGCAAGCAAAUUGGCAAAUUGAAAGGCAAUUGCUUAAUGCGUUCCUGCUUGGAGCAAACAACAACUCAGCUCGGCCUGCUACUCUGCGACUCCUGUACGCACAUUCUCGUUGCAUAGAAAGGCUUCCUGGCUGGGUGGGAUUGGUUGGUCAAUUGACAUAUCAACCAAUGGCUUCUCAUGCCCGCGCUGUCGACCCAAUUGGGUUAUUAGGACCCAAGCCAUCACCUGCUAAAGCCGAAACUCCGACUCCAUGUUUCGACCGGGGCCCAGGCGCCAAAAUUUCAGCCUUAGACGGGCCUUUUGAGCCUGACGCUUGA
Glarea lozoyensis ATCC 20868 is the source of this 381-nucleotide messenger RNA. RefSeq lists its product as uncharacterized. NCBI's taxonomy places the organism in Eukaryota, Fungi, Ascomycota, Leotiomycetes, Helotiales, Helotiaceae. The record is from RefSeq and is a predicted model, not a curated record. The transcript has 2 exons. The coding region runs from base 1 to 381 and encodes 126 amino acids.